This is a messenger RNA of Camellia sinensis, 2337 nucleotides long. The record is from RefSeq and is a predicted model, not a curated record. Lineage: Eukaryota; Viridiplantae; Streptophyta; Magnoliopsida; Ericales; Theaceae.
AUGAGCACAUCAUGGGCUGAUUCUGUUGCUGCUGAUAAUAAUGCAGCUUCUGGUUCCUCGAAUAUUAAUGGGACAGGAGUUGCUUCCCGUCCGGUCAGGUCUACUUAUGUACCACCACAUCUUCGAAACAGACCGCCCACGUCAGAGCCACCAUUUUCAUCACAUAGUGCCCCACCAUCAGAUAAUGACAGGAUUGGCUAUGGUGGAUCCACAAGUGGGUCAAGACCAGGAGGUUCUAGGCCUGAUUAUGGGCGCCAAGGAUAUGGUAGUGGUGGUCGAGGAGGUGGUGGUUGGAACAGCAGAGGUGGGGGAUGGGAUCGUGGGAGGGAGCGCGAGGUAAACCCUUUUGGUAAUGAUGAUGUUAAUGAGGAGGCAGAGCGUGCAUUUGAUGAGCAGGAAAGUACUGGUAUCAACUUUGAUGCUUAUGAGGAUAUUCCAGUGGAGACAAGUGGGGAAAAUGUGGCCCCUCCUGUGAAUACAUUUGCAGAGAUAGAUUUGGGGGAGGCCCUGAACCUAAAUAUUCGGAGGUGCAAAUAUGUGAAACCAACUCCUGUGCAGCGUCAUGCAAUUCCCAUUUCCCUUGCGGGUAGAGAUUUGAUGGCUUGUGCUCAGACUGGUUCAGGCAAGACAGCUGCUUUUUGCUUCCCAAUUAUUAGUGGAAUUAUAAGGGGUCAGUUUGAGAGGCCACGAGGAUACCGGACUGUGUACCCUCUUGCGCUCAUUCUGUCUCCUACAAGGGAGCUCUCCAUGCAGAUACAUGAGGAAGCUCGAAAGUUCUCUUAUCAAACUGGGGUGAAGGUGGUAGUUGCUUAUGGAGGAGCACCAAUCAACCAACAGUUGCGAGAGCUUGAGAGAGGAGUUGAUAUUCUUGUGGCAACUCCUGGGCGGUUAGUUGAUUUGCUUGAGAGAGCAAGAGUGUCAUUGGAGAUGAUUAGAUAUUUGGCUCUUGAUGAAGCAGAUCGAAUGUUGGAUAUGGGAUUUGAGCCACAAAUCAGAAAGAUUGUGGAACAAAUGGAUAUGCCUGCACCAGGGUUACGACAGACACUGCUAUUUAGUGCAACCUUUCCGAAGGAGAUCCAGAGACUAGCAUCUGAUUUCCUUUCAAACUACAUAUUCUUAGCUGUUGGAAGAGUUGGUUCAAGUACUGAUUUGAUUGUUCAAAGAGUUGAAUUUGUUCAUGACUCUGACAAGAGAAGCCACCUCAUGGACCUUCUUCAUGCACAAAUGACUAACGGCAUUCAUGGCAAGCAAUCUCUGACUUUGGUAUUUGUGGAAACAAAGAAGGGAGCUGACGCAUUGGAACAUUGGUUGUAUACUAGUGGGUUUCAUGCCACUACUAUUCAUGGAGAUAGGACACAGCAGGAAAGAGAACAAGCAUUGAGAUCAUUUAAGAGUGGAAAUACACCGAUUUUAGUUGCUACAGAUGUUGCAGCACGCGGACUCGAUAUUCCUCAUGUUGCUCAUGUGGUCAACUUUGACCUCCCCAACGACAUUGAUGAUUAUGUACACCGGAUAGGACGGACAGGGCGAGCUGGCAAGACAGGAUUGGCAACUGCUUUCUUUAAUGAGAACAAUUUAUCAUUGGCAAAGCCACUAGCUGAUCUGAUGCAAGAAUCUAAUCAAGAGGUACCCACUUGGCUCACCCGGUAUGCAAGUCGGGUUUCUUAUGGAGGGGGGAAAAAUAGGCGGUCUGGUGGAGGACGUUUUGGUGGCCGUGACUUCCGAAGAGAAGGCUCUUUUAGUAGGGGUGGAGGUGGAAGUAGUGGUGGUUAUGGGGUUUCUGGUAGUUAUGUUGGUGGAUAUGGUUCUGGAGCGACCAGUGCUUGGGAUUAGGGUUCCACAAUAUAUUCAAUUUGUUCUCAUAGUAUAUAUAUAUAUAUUUCCGUUAGAAUUUAAAGGGUUUCUGUUUUUCCUUAUUUUUCCAAAGUUUAGUUUGAGUUCCGAUCCCUUUAGUUCUAGUGUAGAUAAUGCAUUUUUUGAGUGAUUCUUCUUCCAGAGAUGCUGGGAGAUGUGUGUGAACGUUGCAACUUGGCCAGGUUGAGGUUUUUGUCCAAACUUGACUUGAAGUGUAGCUGAAUUUGCUCUAGCCUAGCUCAAGUUCAAAGUGGGCAAUAAUUUCUUUGUUGUAGAGUAAAAAAUCUACAGAGAGGGUGGGAGGCGCAAUCUAAAGCAUCCGAUCCAAUAUAAAAGGUGUCAAUGUAUUAUUUUAAAUCUAGAUUUAAAAAACGAAUUUGAGAGUAUUAGUUUAAUGGAGUUAAUUAACUUGAUGAAUAUGAUUUUUUGAAAUUUUUCUGUGAAUGAUUUUCUUUGUUUAAAAAUAUUAAUUCAUCUUUUCUA